Molecule: messenger RNA, 1200 nt
Organism: Lathyrus sativus (Indian pea)
Lineage: Eukaryota; Viridiplantae; Streptophyta; Magnoliopsida; Fabales; Fabaceae
Source: the annotation of a GenBank genome assembly
AUGGCUGGAGAAAUAGCAUGGAUCAGCCACUAUGAUGAUUAUUAUUUGCAAAAGAAGACUGAGGACUUUGAUUUGGAUCUUGGUGAGGAAAUUGAUAAAGAAGUGAAUGCUGUUUCUGUGGACGUGAUUUUGCCUGAUGAUUUAUUGGAGCGAAUCUUGUCCUAUCUUCCCCUUGCAAGCAUUUUCCGUGCAAGCUGUGUGUGCAAAAGAUGGAAUGUGACUGCAGAAAGGUUUUUAUGGAACCCUUCCCAUUUGUUACCACAGAAACCUUGGUAUUUUAUGUUCACGUGCUCUGAUGAACCAACCGGUCAUGCUUAUGAUCCCAACCUUCGGAAAUGGUAUUGCAUUGAACUCCCCUUCAUUGGAACUUCUAAUUGGUUCAUUUCUUCGUCAUAUGGCUUAGUUUGCUUCAUGGACAAUGACAGCAGAACAGAAUUAUGCAUGUGCAACCCUAUUACUAAAAGUUGCAGGAAGCUUCUAUGGCCUCCGGGGAUGAGCUCUGAUUACGGUGCAUUAGCGAUUUCGGUCGACAAGGAAUCCCAUGGUUAUAUUGUGGCAAUUGUGAAAUCAAAGCAAGUCCCAGAAAAUGUUUUUCAGUGGGAUAUCUCAAUUCAUAUAUACAAUUCGAAGGAGGAGGCGUGGGCGACGCCGCUAACCGAGGUUUUGACGGGGUGGAGAGGUGGUGAUGAGAGUGUGAUAUGCAACAGUGUGCUCUACUUUGUAGUUUACUAUGCUGGUGGCGUUCUGCCAGAAAACCGUCAUGCAUUAGUCGCAUAUAAUAUCUCCAACCGAUUUUCUCAAGCUAGCUUGAGCUUUAUUCCUAUACCGUGUUCUCUGACAUGUGCUCGUCUAAUGAACAUGAAGGAGAAGCUUGUAAUGGUUGGAGGCAUUGGCAAACAUGAUCAACCAGACAUAAUCAAAGGAAUCGGUAUCUGGGUUCUUCAUGAUAGGAAGUGGGAAGAGAUUGUCCGAAUGCCUCACAAAUACUUCCAAGGCUUUGGAGAGUUCGAUGAUGUUUUCGCUAGCAGUGGCGUCGAUGAUCUAAUAUACAUUCAAAGUUAUGGAUCUCCUGCACUUCUCACAUUUGACAUGAACAUUAAACAAUGGAAAUGGUCACACAAAUGCCCCGUUACAAAGAGGUUCCCUCUACAUCUUUUCACUGGUUUCUGCUUUGAGCCGAGGCUUGAAAUUGCUCCGUAG